GGCAACUCCAUUGCCAACCACCACCGCACCUCCCUCUCAACGUUUCUCCUCUCAACCUGCCUCUCCUCGUACCUGCUGGCUUGAUCGGUAGCUGCUAACCUAGCUAGCAAUGGCAGCGCAGGGAAGAGGCAGUGCCAACGUGGCCGUGGUCCUCGGGGUGCUUCUUCUCUGCACGCUCGUGGCGGAGGCGGCGGUGUUCAACGUCGGCGACCGCGGCGGCUGGUCCUUCAACACCAACUCCUGGCCCGCCGGCAAGCGCUUCAAGGCCGGCGACGUCCUAGUGUUCAAGUACGACGCGACGGCGCACGACGUGGUGGCGGUGAGCGCGGCGGGGUACAAGGCCUGCGCCAAGCCGGCCAAUGGCGCCAAGGUCUACAAGUCCGGCGCCGAUCGCGUCACGCUCGCCCGCGGAACAAACUACUUCAUCUGCAGCAUCCCCGGCCACUGCCAGUCCGGCAUGAAGAUCGCCGUCACCGCCGCCUAGCCUCAUCGCGUCGUCCAUCGUCGAGCAGCGUCUUUACGUGACACAACGACCGCAGCUUGAUUACUAGUAAUAACCAAAUAAACGGCCGAGCGUACAUACUUCGGUACUAUCGAUAUCAGGUGCUCGGUCAGUGUAGUCGUAUUGAUUGUCGUACGGUGUGUACUGUUUGAUUUCCCACUCAAUCGACCGUACGUAAUUGCUGUUUGGCCAUCUGUGAUGAUUUUGUACUCAUAUAUACAUAUGAAUAAACCCCGCAAAAAAACUAUACAUAAAUAAAAGGCAUGCGACAAUUGUUCUUCA
Molecule: messenger RNA, 784 nt
Organism: Aegilops tauschii subsp. strangulata
Lineage: Eukaryota; Viridiplantae; Streptophyta; Magnoliopsida; Poales; Poaceae
Product: chemocyanin
Cellular component (GO): plasma membrane
Molecular function (GO): electron transfer activity
Source: RefSeq, a predicted model, not a curated record